This is a messenger RNA of Ixodes scapularis (black-legged tick), 3089 nucleotides long. RefSeq lists its product as uncharacterized. The coding region runs from base 664 to 1326 and encodes 220 amino acids. NCBI's taxonomy places the organism in Eukaryota, Metazoa, Arthropoda, Arachnida, Ixodida, Ixodidae. The record is from RefSeq and is a predicted model, not a curated record. The transcript has 2 exons.
UUUUUUUUUUAGUUACUAUGUUUAGUAUCGCUUUUAAAAUAAUACUACGUGUAGAACCUUUGACUGCCUUUCACAUUAAGCGAAGUUUGUGUCUUCAUCAUGUAUGAGUACUAAGAAAAAAAGAUAAAAAGGCUUUCACUUUUUGUUAAUUUUUUUUUUCUUGCGUUGCGUUUCAUACAUUUGAGUUUUAAGCCUUUAAAUAUGCUAAAAAGAGCUAAUGCCGAUGGUGGGCUUAUUUUUUAAAGGCCAUCUAGGAAGUGCUUCCUCCGACGGGCGUCGGAGGAGUGGGACCUGUGUGCAAAUCGUUCCUCCGACGCCGGAAGUGACGUAGUCGCGUCGGAGGAAAGACGCCUGUGUGGAAAUCACUCCUUCGACGCCGGAAGUAACGUAUCAUCCCCGGCCCCGGAUGUUGCCUUUGUUAUGACAUGUGGCCGACCAUGUGCGUCUGCCGCUGUAGUCUUCUGUGGUCGGGUCCUGGCCGCGCUGCUGUCGGCUCCGGUCACGCAAGCUAUUUUGACUGAUUUUUCGCACUCUUUGAAGCGUUUUGUUUAGCAUUAUCUUGUUCUUUUUAGCAAUACAUUUUUCCGUAUCUAGUGCUACUCUUUGUAUUUUAGCUUUGAUCGCACCCCCAACGUGCCUCGAGUUUUGGUAGCCGGCGAUUCGAUGGUGAAGUACUUGCCAUUGAAUAGUCGGUUGGCUGUUGAGGUUGCGCCGUUUAGUGGUAUUAGAAUCGAGCACUUGUUUUCCCAGGUGUCUGAGAAGCUACCCGAUUUUGAUGUUGUCACCCUACACGUUGGCACUAAUAAUUCCCAUAUUAGUGCCAGCGUCUACAUCGACAAAUAUCGUCGUCUAGCUGCCGAGAUCUGUGAACGCAAUCCAGUGAUGCAGAUCGCCUUUUCUGCCGUUCUUCCGAGACGGGAGAAUAGGUUCUGCUCAUUGGAAUGGCAGCGUAGUCACGCUGCAGAGAUCGAGGCUUCGAAUGACCGUUACCGAGAGGUGAACUCGCUGCUGCGAGAGUUGUGUCGCAGGGAAGGGUUCACGUUCCUUGACGGGCUUGCUGACGAGUGGCACCAGUGGAUCCACCGCGACGGCGUCCACCCAAACCGGAUCGGCAACAAGGUCCUCGCUGGGUUCAUGGGCCAGCAAGUACGGAGCAUCCUGGAGAAGAUGGCCAGGGCCAAGAUCCAGCAGGACCACAAGGAGGCAAUGCCAGGGACCCGCUCGUGGGACGGCUGGACCAUCAAGGGUGCCCUAUUGACCGCGCCAUGUUGUCUCUUCAGAAUUCUCCGACUUUUCCAGCAAAGUUUUGUUAAUCUGACGACAUAGUCUUUCUAAGAGGCUGGGGAAAUUAUAGCAAAACGUUUGUGGGCCUCACAUCUGGUAACAAAAAGGCUCCAAAAACAAGGCCCCUUGAAAACUGAGCAAGUUGCUACUUGUGUAAAUUGGCUCUGAAGAAACCAACAACUAGGCGCUGCACAGUCCGAUGAUUCUUUCCGAGUCUGAAGUGCUUCGAGGGAAUCGGAAUUUUGUGUUAUAAUGUGAAUAAACUGUUCUGCAUUACAAAUCGAGUUUGAUGUUGUUUACUUACAUUUGGGGGGGUGCCAAUUUGUCUUAUACCUUAGUAGUUACGUCAACACACUGCAUUUGAUAUCAAUCCUGCCCCAACAAUAGCUAGCGCACAUGGGCCCCUUUUUUCCUUUCUGAUCACUCCUCAAAUAAUGCCCGGUGCUUCUCUGCGUGCACCAGAGCAACGAAAGAAAGCUAACUGCGAGAGCACUGGCUUUUCUCCGCAGCGUAGAGGUUACCAAAAAAGAGCUGGUGCUUUUCACAUGCACCGGUGCGAUGUGGGAAAACUUACAGCGAGCGCACGAGUGCUUCUCCGCGUGUACUGGUGCAACAAGGAAAAGCUUAACACGAGAGCAUUGUCGCAAAGUAUUAAGCUUGAUACUAGCAUUGUAUUGAGAACACCACAGUUUGCAGAGACGUGGUUCAUUACUCCGACAAGCUGGAAGUGCGCUGUGGAGGCAUUUGCUUACAGCAUUUUCAAAAAAAUUUGUUUUACUGUCGAAGGAUGUAUGGCCAUAUCAGUAGAUUAUACAAAAACUUUCCAACACAAAGAAUGGAAAGAAACUACAGUGGACUGCUUCCUUCAACCAGCAAUGACAGUGAUGAAUUUUGUUGCUGGUUGAAAUAAGUAGUAGUCGUCUGGAGUUAGUAUUCUAUUCCUUUUAUGUCCAAAAGUUUGAAACCAACACUUUAUUCUUAUUUUCCUGCUAAUCCUUAAAUGAAUGCUUUUCAGAGGCUGCUGGCCCAGAUAGCUAACAAUUUCUUUGUUUGCAUUGUUCGGCCAAGCAUCACAGCUACCAGAUAACUGGGUUCUAGUUGCCUGGUAGAAAAGCUGUUUUCUACCAGGCAACUGCACGUGCCGUCUCGAUUUUCUUUCUUGAAUGGCAUGGGAUUGGGCCUGGGUGCCAUACUGCAGGAAACAAAUGAUCCGGAGCCCAGGUACCACUUCCAGAAGAUGCAAGGAAAUUCCUUUUAUUGGGAGUGACAAUAAUAAGACAUUAAUAUUUGGCUCACAAAUUCAUUGCCUUGGUCGACACGGGAGCCACAAAUUCCUGCACAUCACAUGCAGAGUAAUUACUACGGGCAACGAACACCUAUUGCACAUGGGUAAUAGCAAAAAGUUACAGCCUAUGCGAUGUGGAAUGAUGUUACUGCUUCUUGCAGGCAUGUCCACCGUAUUUAAAGAAGGAGUCUGUAAAGAUGUCCACCGAUGCCUUUCUAAACAACUACAGGCAAACUAGAGCAGAACUGUUUCAUGUUCCUUCAUGUGUAACCAGACAUUUCGUAUGCUUUUAUGUGUGCUCACUGUGCAAUACCUCACGUCUCUCGGAUUCAGUCAUAUGAUGCCAUCGCUCCACCUCGCCUUUAUAUAUCUGCAUCUGUUGCAAUGUACCGUCGCCAUUUGGAUAAUCUUACAUUUAUUUGUUUGUUAACUUUAUAAGUGUGUUUAGGAUUUUUUUUGUUUGCUGGUUUUAUUGUUUGUUUUGGUGCACCACGGGGCAUCCAAGAUAAAGACUGAUGAC